Messenger RNA from Corticium candelabrum, 1567 nucleotides. RefSeq lists its product as uncharacterized. Lineage: Eukaryota; Metazoa; Porifera; Homoscleromorpha; Homosclerophorida; Plakinidae. The record is from RefSeq and is a predicted model, not a curated record. Bases 44 to 1567 code for a protein of 507 amino acids. The transcript has 2 exons.
UUGAAGCCUUGUUGUUUUCGCCUUGCUUGUCCGUUCUCUGGCAAUGUCUUCUGCCGAGAAAUGUCCAUACGAGUCUUGUCAUGUUUCGGACACACUGAAGAGAGUUCUGUGUCAUAUCCGCGACGCUCACGACCCGAAUCUCCUCCCAGGGGAUUUCAUCGCUCGCCUGAAUCUUCUUCAGUGCUCAUUCUGCAAAAGAUGGUACUUGAAGUUGAAUCAACACACUUCUCAAUGCCGUUCUCGGAAAUCCGUUUCUGAUGGUCAACGGUCAAGUCAGGGCCAUACUACACUCGGCGCAUCGUCACCUCCUGGAAGGAACGUCCGGAAGACCCUUUCUGAGUUGCCGCCGUCUCUUACAGUGCCGGAUUCAUUCUCUGGAGAUUCCGCUUGUCAUAAUCCACCUCAGCGCGUGUCCCUACAGGAUGCCCAUGCUGACCUAGAGACUGCAGCCUGGAACAUUAUCCGGGAUCUGCCCUCGGAUGCCAUUCUCAAGGCCAUUCCCCCACGGGUUGUACAAACUAUCAAGCCUGCUGCACGAGCACUCUUUCACGACUGUUGUGCUGUGGCCCUUCGAAAGAUCCAUGACAAUCCCGGUGACGAGCUAGCAUGGAAGCUGCUCUUCCUCAUUCCACGCAUGAUUCUCACGCCUAUGGUCAGGGGAGGACGUCAUGGCUUUCGUGACGUCAAAGUGAGGUAUCAGAAAUUUCUCAGUUGGAAUUGGUCGGAUCUACUUCAGCUAAAUGGAUCAACUUCAAAGAAGACGCCUCGUUGUAGUGAUAAAGCACGGAGAGCCGCUACCCUGAGGUUGGUGAGAUGUGGAGAGCUUUCAAGAGCUUCCAGGUUGUUAACCAGCAAAGGCCUAGCUCCUGCCUCAGAAGAUACCACAGCAAAGCUGGCUUCCAAGCACCCUUCCAGAGCCACGGGGUUGCAUCUUCCUUCUUUGUCUCAAGAUUCAAUCAAACUGUCAAGCUCAGCGCUGUUUGAUGCCAUUAGACGAGCUCCACGGGGUUCUGGUGCAGGUCUCUCAGGCUGGCGCUUCGAGCAUUUGAAAGUUCUACUUGAAAACGAGCUCACAGCAGAUUGUCUUUUUUCCGCUUGUUCGGCUAUUGCUAGAGGCAUAUUGCCUGCUGCUGCAGUAACCCUCUUUUCUUCAUCUCGGCUAAUUGCUCUGCCCAAGUCCAAUGGCGACAUACGACCUAUUGCAGUUGGUGAAGCUAUACGCAGGCUGACAGCUCGAGCUAUAUGUCAACAAAAAAAGGAACUGUUCUCAAGCUUCUUCUGCCCCAUCCAGCAUGGUGUGGCAACCGAGUGUGGCACUGAGCUGAUUGUCCAUCACAUUGAGCUACUCCUCCAGCACAAUCCCGACUGGGUUGUAUUAAAAUCUGAUGUCAGAAAUGCAUUCAAUUCCAUCAGCAGACAACAGAUGUUGGAGCAAGUGGUCGGGUCAUUUCCAGAUAUCUUGAAUCAUGUAGCUCAGAUGUAUGGGAGGAUCAGCCCAUUGAAGGGGUCCAUCAAGGCGACCCGCUGGGGCCAGUUCUAUUUGCCACUGCCAUUCAUUCUGUUCUAA